AAUCGGCAGAGAAUGAUGCAUCUUUUCAAGCCAUCUUUUAGAAUUCUCAGAACCGUCAACAGUAGCAGGAGCCUCCAUUACUCAUCCGCGAAGCUUUUCCCUUGCCGGCAAACCCAACUCGAUGACGUCGGUCCUGUGGCUUCUCUUCUCAAGAGUCGGUCCGUGAUUAGGUUCCGUGGCCCCGAUACCAUAAAGUUUCUACAAGGCCUUUUGACUAACGAUGUCACCCGAUUCGAUGAAGCCCACAAAGAGAAAACGUCUACGUUGCCUACACCCAAUCUUUCCACUGUGUCUGCUCCGCCGCUCUAUGCUGCAUUGCUGACUCCUCAGGGGAGAUUCCUUUAUGACCUUUUCCUCUAUCGGCCUCCACGCCCUGCUGACAAGCUUAAUAGAACAGGUUCUGGACCCGGUUCAGACCCCAGUGAGGAAUUCGAGUUGUUAGCAGAUGUUGAUGCUGCUAUCUUGGAUGAGCUCCUGCAGUGCUUCAAGAAAUACAGAGUGAGGUCUAAGGUUGAGAUUGAGAAUGUGGCUGAAAAUUUUUGUUGCUGGCAACGUUUUGGUGGAGAUGCUUCUGAUAAAUCCUCAUCUGUUGAAGAGCCUGAUGCUGCAUCUGUUGGAUGGGGUGGUGGAGUUGAUCAGGCUGGGAUGUCAGCUGCCCAGGGAAAUAAUCUUGGAUGGCAAUGGUUCAAGGAUCCUAGACUGGAUUGUCUUGGUUUCAGGGGGAUCUUUCCAUCCAAUACAAUACCACCACUGGUUGAGUCUGACAAAGAAAUUGAUGAGCAAAAUUACUUUCGAUGGAGGUAUGAGAAAGGAGUUGCAGAGGGUUCAACUGAGAUUCCAAAAGGUGAAGCUAUUCCCCUUGAAUACAAUUUUGCUGGACUAAAUGCAAUCAGCUUCGACAAGGGAUGCUAUGUAGGCCAAGAACUCAUUGCCCGUACACACCAUCGUGGUGUUAUUCGUAAGCGUGUGCUUCCCUUAAGCUUUGUUGAUGAAUCUGGAAAAGGAAUAUCGGAGAAGGUUGAUUCAGUUCCAGGGUCAAAUAUAGUUUUUUCUGAUACUAAGAAAAAGGUUGGGACUGUGACAGCAGCACUUGGGUGUGAGGGGUUGGGACUGUUGAAGCUGGAGGAAACCUUCAAAGGAUCAGGCAAACUGAUUGUUGAAACUCAGGAAAAUGUGCAUGUUAAGGUCAUUCGACCAGAAUGGUGGCCUGCCGAAUGGUUUCAGGACCUUCAACAGGAUAGUGCUGUUGCCUAAGGUUGUAGUCUGCAACUUGAUUUACAGGAGGCAAUUUCCACUGGACGAGGUGUAUAGCUGAUGUUUCUGCUCACGGCUUCGAUUUCCAAAGAGUUGAUACUCAAGUGACUCAAAAGAAAGAACAAUCUCUAUA
Molecule: messenger RNA, 1387 nt
Organism: Telopea speciosissima
Lineage: Eukaryota; Viridiplantae; Streptophyta; Magnoliopsida; Proteales; Proteaceae
Product: putative transferase At4g12130, mitochondrial
Exons: 5
Coding region: 13-1254 (413 amino acids)
Cellular component (GO): mitochondrial matrix
Molecular function (GO): protein binding
Source: RefSeq, a predicted model, not a curated record